This is a messenger RNA of Cyanidioschyzon merolae strain 10D, 1362 nucleotides long. RefSeq names its product shaggy protein kinase. Gene Ontology annotation, cellular component: cytoplasm. Gene Ontology annotation, molecular function: ATP binding; protein serine/threonine kinase activity. Bases 1 to 1362 code for a protein of 453 amino acids. The transcript has a single exon. The record is from RefSeq and is a predicted model, not a curated record. Gene Ontology annotation, biological process: signal transduction; protein phosphorylation. Lineage: Eukaryota; Rhodophyta; Bangiophyceae; Cyanidiales; Cyanidiaceae.
AUGCCGGCUGACUGCAGCGACCGGCCUUCAGCGGCAAGCGACGCGACAAACGGUUUGGAGCACAGGCACGAUAGCCUCGUUUCCGAACCUGUAGUUCAGGACUCUGAUCUCGCUGGAGGAAGCAGUGGAAGCUGUCCCGUCCCGACGGCACCGGUGAGCUCGUUGCAGUCGGAGUGCACCUCGGCGACCAAAAGCAGUGUGGGAGCACCGGCGAGCGAUCCGCACCAUGCCCGGGAGCUGGCGCUUGCAGACCUUGCGGAAAACGGCCCCAACAACUUCGCACCUAACUCCAAUGCAAUCCACCAGACCAUAUCUUAUUCAGCGGAUCGUCUGAUAGGCAACGGUUCCUUUGGCGUCGUUUUCCAGGCGACAGUGGUCGAGACCGGCGAGAUCGUGGCCAUCAAGAAAGUCAUCCAGGACAAGCGGUACAAGAAUCGGGAACUGCAGAUUAUGCGGAUGCUCUCCCAUCCAAAUAUCGUAGAAUUGAAACAUUGCUUUUUCUCCUCCGGAGAAAAGACAGGGGAAGUGUGCCUCAACCUUGUGCUCGAGUACAUACCCGAGACGGUCUACCGCAUUUCAAGGCACUACUCGAAACUACGCCAACCGAUGCCGCUUUUGUACGUGCGUCUCUACGCAUACCAACUACUUCGCGCCUUGGCCUAUAUCCACGACUUGAACAUCGCACAUCGCGACGUGAAACCGCAGAAUCUCCUCGUCGAGCCGCGCACGCAAGUGCUCAAGUUAUGCGAUUUUGGGUCCGCCAAGGUUCUAGUACCCGGAGAAAAAUCCCUCUCCUACAUAGUUUCACGCUUUUACCGGGCAAUCGAGUUACUGAUUGGUUCAGAAGACUAUACGCCAGCGAUUGACCUCUGGAGCGCAGGCUGCGUCAUUGGGGAACUCCUGCUCGGGCGUCCGCUUUUCUGCGGUGAGUCGGGCCUCAGCCAGCUGAUCGAAAUCAUCAAAGUUCUGGGCGCACCAACCGAGGAAGAUCUCGUCGCGAUGCGGAGCAAGCACAGUGACUUCAAAAUUCCCCGGGUGCAGCCAUUGACGCUUCGGCGUGUCUUCAAAGCACGCACGGACGCCGAUGCUGUCGAUCUGGUUAGCCAGUUGCUCGUCUACAAUCCGCAGAAGCGGAUUCGGGCGAUGCAGGCGCUUGCGCAUCCCUUUUUUGACCCACUGCGCCAACUGGAAGCAGCCCUGCCGAACGGUCGUCCGUUACCGCCCCUGUUCAACUUCUCCCAACGAGAAUGGGAAAUCGCUGGAAUCGACCUUGCUCAUCGUAUCCUUCCACGCGAGCACUUUGAAGCGGCGCUACGCAUGUACGGGGUGUCUCGCCAGCGGGCGUCGGGCGCCUCCGCGUGA